Teleopsis dalmanni is the source of this 1362-nucleotide messenger RNA. RefSeq lists its product as uncharacterized. The transcript has 3 exons. The coding region runs from base 1 to 1362 and encodes 453 amino acids. NCBI's taxonomy places the organism in Eukaryota, Metazoa, Arthropoda, Insecta, Diptera, Diopsidae. The record is from RefSeq and is a predicted model, not a curated record.
AUGCCAUCACUGUGUGUAACAUCUGAAGUUUCAAGUGCUGAUGAGUUUAAAAUUCCAGUGACUGUCGAUGGAUUAUGUGUGAAGUUGGCAUGUGAUACGGGAGCAUCUUGCAGUUUAGCACCUUUAUCGUGGCUAAAAAAAUGUAAAAAACAAGUAAGUCUAACUCCAUGUACAACGACUUAUGUUGGUUAUGGUGGUAAUAAAAUUAAAACUGUAGGCUUGCAUAAUUGUAAGCUAAGUUAUUGUGGAACUACAAAAAAUAUAACAUUUGUAGUAACUAACUGUUCGACUCAACCAUUGCUUGGUAGAGAUUUCUUAAGCUUGUUUAAUUUUCGUUUGGAACAAAUUUGUGCUGUAGGCCAAACAACAAGCCAAUCUGUAAUUAUUGAUGAAAUUAAAAAUCAAUUUGCAGAAGUUUUUAAUGGGCAAUUAGGUUCAUAUAAAUCUACACUUAUUUCAUUACCUAUUUCUGAAAAUGCUAAACCAGUAUUUUGUAAACCAAGACCCAUACCUUUUGCUUGGAAGAAAAGCAUUGAAGAAAAUUUGAAUCAACUAAUUAAAAAUGAUAUUUUAGAACCUAUUAACAAUAGUGAUUGGGGUACGCCGUUGGUUCCUGUAUUAAAACCAAAUGGUGAAAUAAGAAUUUGUGGGGAUUAUAAAACAACAAUAAAUAAAUAUUUACAUGAUUAUAAAUACCCCUUGCCCAGAAUUGAGGAAAUUUUUACAUCUUUAGAAGGAGGUGAACUUUUCAUCAAACUUGAUCUUUCCAAUGCAUACAAGCAACUUAUUCUGGAUGAAAAAUCAAAACUUUUAUGUACUUGGUCUACACAUUUGGGUACUUUUAAAAUGAAGCGUAUGUCUUUCGGUAUCAAACCGGCAGCAUCAAUAUUCCAAAAAACAGUGGAAACAUUAUUAUGUGGAAUACCAUAUGUAGUUGUGUAUCAAGAUGAUAUAACAAUAUCUGGAAAAAAUUUAAAACAGCAUCUUUUACAAAAAAAUACUAAAUUUGUAUGGUCUGAACAAUGUCAAGAUGCAUACGAAUGCAUAAAAAAAGAUAUCACAUCAGACCAAGUACUUACACAUUUCAACCCAGAAUUACCAAUUAUACUAACAACAGAUGCUUCGAAUAGUGCAGUUGCAGGAGUUCUUUCUCAUGAAUUUUCAAAGAAUGAUUGCAAACCAAUUGCCUUUGUUUCAAGAGCUUUAACUAAAUGUGAACAAAAUUACAGCACUCUUGAAAAGGAAGCGUUAGCUAUAAUUUUUUGUGUUUCAAAGUUAAAACAGUAUUUACAUGGCAAUAAUUUUAUAUUGCGAACUGACCAUAAACCACUUAUUUCAAUUUUCAAUGAAAAUAAAGGUUAA